AUCUGUUAAAUUCAAUGCACAUGAUUUAUUUGUGUCACUACUACUACAAAUAAAGGAGUAUUAAAGCUUCACAAAGUAGUACUAGAAAGAAAGAAAAGAAAAAAAAGCCAUAACAUAAAGCCGUUUUGAUUUUGCUUCUUUGUGCAAACAAAUAGUUUCUGUGACCAAACCAUUUCCUUAGCAACAAAGUAACAACACCAUCUUAAAACAUCCUUUUCAUUCUCUCAUUUCUCACUUGUUUCACCAAACCUCUCACAUUUUCCAGAAACACUACUUUACUUCUUCAUGGCAAAUCAAGCUUCAUUAUGCUUCUUGUUCUUCUCUUUUCUCACUCUCUUUGCAGAAAACAAUGCAUUAUUGACUAGAUUCCUUCAUAACAGCAAGAUCUCGAAAUCUCAGAUUCAGAUUAGGAGAACUCUACAAGACACUAAUCCAGCUUCAACUUCGCCAACAAUCAUCACUGUUCCUUCAACAAAUCCAGGUGCUACAAAUCUUGUUCCUUCUACCACACCGCCAACGAAUCCAGCAAACUCGCCAGUUCCUGUUACAAAUCCUGUUACAGCUCCUGUAACAGUUCCUGUGAGUUCUUAUCCACCACCUUCACCGUUAUCAGGAGCCGUUCCUGUUCCUGUUACAAAUCCUCAGCUUCAGCCUCCUCCUUCAAACAUGAAUCCUCCUCCAUCUUCAUCUUCAUCUUCUCAAGGAGGAGGUGGUGGUAGCUGGUGUGUGGCUAAACCUGGAGUUUCACAAACUACACUUCAGACUGCUUUGGAUUAUGCUUGUGGGACUAAUGGUGCUGAUUGUUCACAAAUACAACAAGGUGGAAUCUGUUAUAAUCCUAAUUCACUUUCAAACCAUGCUUCUUUUGCUUUCAAUAGCUACUACGUAAAGAAUCCUGCUCCAACUAGCUGUGACUUUGGAGGGGUUGCUACCAUUGUUACCACCAAUCCUAGUACUGGUACUUGCAUCUUUCCAUCAUCUUCAGGAGGAGCAGGCUCAUCCGGCUCUGGUUCUAACUCACCUUCAAUAGGUUUUGGUGGGCCUUCAACCUCUCCGGAUUCAUCUCACUCAACUGGUGUGAGGCCUUUGCUAAGUUUCAUGAUUCUGAUGACAUUAUUGGCCAGCGGAAGACUCGCGAGUCCAUAGAUUAACUUCAAUACUCUAGCUCCAUUUUGGAGUUUGUAUACAAUUCUACAUGCAGGUGUAGAAAAGUAGAAAGAUAGUAGAGUAGAAGAGAGAGUUUGUGACGAUGAUGAUGAUGAUGAUGAUGAUGAUAGUUGAUGAACAAGUUCCUCAAUCUGUUUAACUUUAGCUUAAGAGAAUGAAUUUCAACUGCAGAAAUAUCUAAGGGACUUCUUGGCUAUAAUCAGGUUCAGGAACUGUAGUAUUUUAGGACUUAAUGUAGAUCAGUGUGUGUAUUGUUUGUUGUGGAAAUUCAUUUGCAUAUAUAUUGCUAUUAAAGAAAUAAGUCAUGUGGUACUAACUAGUAAUGCUCAAGAGAAGACUUUCAUAUUAUGAGCUUGUCAAGAUUUAGAUCAUUAUAGAAGUUUCACUGUUCUUAUUAUGAGCUUGUCAAGAUUUAGUACAUUCAUAAACAGUUUAUCUAAAUGAGUAAUCGUGUGUUAUGCUGUGUUUU
This is a messenger RNA of Lathyrus oleraceus (garden pea), 1636 nucleotides long. RefSeq names its product glucan endo-1,3-beta-glucosidase 12. The transcript is spliced from 3 exons. Bases 286 to 1146 code for a protein of 286 amino acids. The record is from RefSeq and is a predicted model, not a curated record. NCBI's taxonomy places the organism in Eukaryota, Viridiplantae, Streptophyta, Magnoliopsida, Fabales, Fabaceae.